Chroicocephalus ridibundus (black-headed gull) is the source of this 1543-nucleotide messenger RNA. It is a transcript of the gene TMPRSS3, whose product is annotated as transmembrane serine protease 3. Gene Ontology annotation, biological process: proteolysis. The transcript is spliced from 13 exons. The record is from RefSeq and is a predicted model, not a curated record. Gene Ontology annotation, molecular function: serine-type endopeptidase activity; protein binding. Bases 1 to 1434 code for a protein of 477 amino acids. Gene Ontology annotation, cellular component: membrane. Lineage: Eukaryota; Metazoa; Chordata; Aves; Charadriiformes; Laridae.
AUGACUUCUCAGGAAGAGGUACAAGAGACAAAUCCCACUACUGGAAGUCUUGAAAUCAUCUCUAUUACGGAAGAUGAACCGCCAGUACCAGAAGUUCAGUUUUCCUUCAAAAGAUUUUUCUUCAUACCACAAGCAAAAGUGGACCCCAGUGCAGAUGGAUCUGGAGAUAUCGAACCACCUUCAAUAUGCCAUGCUUUUAUCUCCCUAAAAUACUUUCCAUAUAUCUGUGGUUUAUUCCUUGCAGUAAUCUUAACAGUCGCCAUUGGCCUGGGUGUCCAAUACAACUGCAUUGGGAAGUUUCGCUGCCGAUCAUCCUUUAAGUGUAUCCAGAAAUCAGCCAGGUGCAACGGUGUCUUCAACUGUAAAGAAGGGGAGGAUGAGUAUGGAUGUGUCCGGUUGAGUGGCAAGAAAGCGGUGCUGCAAGUGUUCACUUCUGGGUCCUGGCGAACAGUCUGCUCUGACGACUGGAAAGCGGAGUAUGGAAAUACUACCUGCAAACACCUGGGUUUCUCAAGUUAUGUGAGUUCAGGUUACCUGCCUGUGGCUGCAGUCGAAAAACAGUUUCAAAGACAUUUCGUGUCCCUCAGCCACUGGUUAUCAGCUGCUCAAGCGACAUCCCUGCACAACGCAACAAACCUCAGAGAGGAAUGUGCUUCUGGCAAUGUGAUCAUCUUAAAAUGCUUGGCAUGUGGUACCCGGGCCAGCUACGGGCCACGGAUCGUGGGGGGCAAUGCGUCCUCCCCCCGGCAGUGGCCCUGGCAGGUCAGCCUGCAGUUCCAUGGGCACCACCUCUGCGGAGGGUCCGUCAUCACCCCACGCUGGAUCAUCACAGCCGCCCACUGUGUCUACGACCUGUACUUGCCGAGCUCAUGGAGUGUGCAGGUUGGUUUUGUGACUCAGCAAGACACCCAGGUUCACCCCUAUUCAGUGGAAAAAAUUAUAUACCAUCGAAACUAUAAACCCAAGACGAUGGGAAAUGAUAUAGCACUGAUGAAACUGGCGGCACCUCUUGCUCUCAAUGGUCACAUAGAACCAAUUUGUCUGCCUAAUUUUGGUGAACAGUUCCCAGAAGGAAAAAUGUGUUGGGUAUCAGGAUGGGGAGCAACUGUGGAAGGAGGUGAUACAUCUGACACCAUGAAUUAUGCAGGUGUUCCUCUGAUAUCUAAUGCAAUUUGCAAUCACAGGGAUGUCUACGGUGGGAUCAUAACUCCUUCAAUGCUUUGUGCUGGGUUCCUAAAGGGAGGGGUAGACACCUGCCAGGGAGAUAGUGGGGGCCCUUUAGCAUGCGAAGAUAUGAGUGUCUGGAAGUUGGUGGGGACCACCAGCUUCGGUGUGGGCUGUGCAGAAAAGAACAAGCCGGGCGUCUACAGCCGAACCACCUCCUUCCUGGACUGGAUACACGAGCAGAUGGAGAGAGAAGAACUGCAGACCUGAGGAGAGUGGCGACGUGCUGGGCUUCUGAAAACUCACAUCACGCUCCAGCGCCACAGAAGGACCCAUCACAUUCUUCUGGACAUCUGCUCUGAGCUUUGUACCUUCACAG